GGGUCAACAGUUUGGGUUUGGUCCACCAACUUUCAAACUGAGUUCGAGCCAAGUCGAGUCAUUUUUACGGGGUCCGGUAGAUAAAUAUUUUUGCGAGGACUACACUGAAUCCAUCAGGAGCCAUCUGCCAUCGUCCUGCUGUGCUGCAUUCCCAUUUCUGCAGUAGUGCUAGCCUGCUAGUAGGAGAGUACAACUAUGGCGAACGUAGCUCAAAUUCCUACUAGCUUUGGCCAUGAGCUUCGAGCUUGUCUUCGCUGCCGCCUUGUCAAAACAUACGAUCAGUUCAGGGAAUCAGGGUGCGAGAACUGUCCUUUCUUCGGGUUGGAUAAAGAUCCAGAGCGUGUUGCUGAGUGCACUACUCCUAACUUUACUGGGUUAAUUUCUGUCAUGGAUCCAAGUAGAAGUUGGGCUGCUCGCUGGCUACGAAUUGGAAGAUUUGUUCCAGGCUGCUAUACCCUUGCCGUGUCUGAGACACUUCCGGAGGAAUUCAUGAAUAUAUGCGAGGAUGAGCGUGUUCAAUAUGUACCCCCAAAGCGCUAAAAAUGAACACGGACAUGGUGUGUUGGUGUGAGCACUGCUUUUAAACAAGCUAACUCUUGGUCACAGUUACAAACUCCCAUCUUUUUGUAUCUACUGUUUCGGUGAAACUAAUGUCUUAAGUCCUAAUGCUGUAAUUAUAUUCUCCUUUACUAUCCUUCUCUGAACGAUCAUAGGCAAUUAUGGUCAUUGUGUUUGGUUUCCGGUGACUCCCUUAUUAUGCAAUGGUCUUGAUCAAUAGAAUUAUGCUCUUCAUAAUUUUGGAUUUUAUAAAACCGUCAUUACUCUCCCCAA
Amaranthus tricolor (Joseph's coat) is the source of this 831-nucleotide messenger RNA. RefSeq names its product transcription elongation factor SPT4 homolog 2-like. Gene Ontology annotation, cellular component: nucleus; DSIF complex. The record is from RefSeq and is a predicted model, not a curated record. Bases 196 to 540 code for a protein of 114 amino acids. Gene Ontology annotation, molecular function: RNA polymerase II complex binding; zinc ion binding. Gene Ontology annotation, biological process: mRNA processing; regulation of transcription elongation by RNA polymerase II; chromatin organization. The transcript has 5 exons. Lineage: Eukaryota; Viridiplantae; Streptophyta; Magnoliopsida; Caryophyllales; Amaranthaceae.